UUUGGCUUAAAUUAAUCUUCAAGGGAAGACGCACUCUUACAUUCUGAAGAUGAUCAGGAAAUUUUCAUGGUUGAACACAAUAGUGGAGUGACAAAGCCUUUGUUUACGUUGAACAAUAUAUCACUGCUUAAUCGGAAAUACUAACAUGAUGUGAUUUGAGAUAGCACUCAGAAAUAAGUAACACAGUUUCGUACUUCCUAUAUUACGUCUCAAUUAUGUGAAAUCUGCCUAUGUAUGAAUUUCUUUACAAAUAUAUAUAUUAUAUGUUUAAAUAUCAUAUAACUGAUUGAUUAAUAUAAACAAAGAUGGAAUUAGAGACGAAUGUUACUGUGCGAGCUCACAGGAAGGCUGUCUGUGAAAGACCAGUUUCCUUUUACUUUGGUGAGCGCAAAAAAUCUAAGGAACCAAUACAAGAACCUAGCCAGUUUCGACGCAGUAGCAGCAUGGUGAACUUACCAGAGGCUGAAAGGGCGGCAAUGUUUUCAUGCUGGAAAAAUGUUCAUGGCGAGAAACACGAGUUGGAAUCAUCGACUGACAGUAUUCCGCAGUUAUACAGUCGAGAAAAUAGUAUGUCAGAUUUUAGUGAAAUGCUCAUCAAAUCAGGUAAAAAUAUAAGCAGCAGCCGCGCAAGUUUGCUCCUCCCAUUGUCCGAGGAGGGAAUAAGCGAAUGGCAGCAGAGCACUGCAGAAGACUUUAAUGGCAAUGAAAUUGUGGGCAAUCAAGAGCUUACUGCUGGAAGACCUGAUCAAAUAGAUACAGAUUUAGUUACCAGAAAUAUGAAAUAUGAUAACUUAAUGAGGCAAAAUAGCUUUAUAGCUACUAAAGUACAGCUUAGAAAUCAUGAUAGUCUGACAGUGAACCGAGGUCGUGCCAUGCAAAGGAGUUCGCUGGGUGUUUUGUUAGGCUCCCAAAUGCAGGAAAAGCCAGACUUUGAUGGCACAUGUCAGUCUGACGAUAGCCCAUAUGACAAUACUGAUACAAGACAUGGCGGAAUACCCGCAUUUGGGUGUAGAUCUGCUGCAUGUCGACAGACUUCAUAUCCUGGGUUAAGAGAGCAAACCCUGAUCAAGAAUGAGGCUAAGAGAAUGUCCAUGCCCCUCCCCAUGAUGUCUAGGCAAGAGAUCCUCAACCACCAACAACAUAUUAUAGAUAGUGAUGCUGAAGUGUCCGAUGUGGUGCCAGAGCUGUUUAAGAGUAUACGCGGGGCAACCCAGCGUGAUAUCUUUGCCGAGAUGGAGCACAAGGAACCUGAGCCCGCAAAGGCAUGUUUUGAGGUGAUGUAUGUCGGGCGUGCCAAGGUGCGGGGCAAGAAAAUCUUCUCUAGUCACAUCGAUGAUCUUGUUAAAAGACUUGAAGCCAAAGAAUUUGGGAUCAAACCCAAUGGGAAAGACUCCUCCGAUCGCAGAAGACACAAGAGUGAUUCUAGUGUUAAAAACUUGCCAACUUUUUUUGAGGAGAACUUUGUGCAGGAAAAUGAGCUACAGAAGCUUUCUCAUGCCACGAUACACCAGGGAGUCGAAUUUAAUAGCCAGUCCCCUACUGGAAGUAACGAAGACGUCAAUAAGCAAACAGGAAGUGUUAUACACAAUCGCAAUAGUGACAGUACUGAUCACCUUAGUGAUGGCAUACAUAGCUCAACAGAAAAUUUACACGAGGGGCUUCAUUUAUCUCACUCCGGGGACCAGUUAAAGGAAAUGUUCCAUAGUUUACAUCCGCAUCCAGAAGGUCACUCGAUGGACGGGACAGGUCAAGGUCAGGAGUGCCCCGGAGGUCAAGGUCGAACGGUCAACAGGACGAUGGUGUUCCGAGUAGGACAGAGUGAGAUCGCGCUGAUCAGCCUUGACAAGAAGCAGACUAUUAUUGACAGGAAAUUUAAAAACAUCUCGUCUGUGUCACAGGGUCAUGUGAAGCCGGAGGUGUUUGGGUUCAUAUCCCGCGAGCCCGGUAAUAUAUUAAUCUGCCAUCUUCUACGAUGCUGCUCAAGGGCAUUGGUGGAUGAGAUAAUGACAGCGUUGAGGACGUCGUUCCAGAGCGCGUUUCAGCAGAGCAAGCUACAAACCCAGCAAAUCUGCAUCAACUGUCCGCUCCAUCAGUACCAUAACCUGUGCAAAGACAUCAAUGGUCAGAGUGCUGAGGCAGCAUACAGUCUGUUGUGUAAACGAAUACAGCAGCUCCCUGAAAAGGAUGCAACCGACCUAUACCACUCUCUCAAGAAUGAAAACCCACAAAGCCAUGAGGAGUCUGUGGAGGCCCUGAUGAUUCACCUGAGGAAAUUGUGCGAGACCAAGCAGCGUGAACACAGCCACAUCUCCGACACACACAAGGGUGCACAAAGGACAGAUUUUUACUUGGUGGACAUGAAAGGGAAGACGAGUAAUAAAUCGGCGUUUGACUUGAUACGAAACAGGGCACGGAAGACUCUUGCGGACUCGUUUGAGUCACUUCUUACCAACGUACACCACAAGAAGGAGGAGGUCAAGGAGGCAUUUCGACAUCGAAGCGGGACCAACGAAAGUGACACUAGCAACUUUAACCGAUCCUUAGACCUGACAGACACCGACUUCUCCCCAGCCCCCUCGCCAGGUCACAUGUCCAAGGACAUGGUGGCCAACUUUGAGUUCUCCAGCCCACCCCCUUCCCCCACCCCUGGGCGACCUCGCAGCUCAACAGUUGGUGCCCUGCCCGACACCCAGGCAAUGGAGAUGAUGUUAGAAAGACAUAAAAAGAACAAACAGGCAGAGAAAAAAGAAUUGGAGAAGAGAAGGCUUAGUGAGAGCCCCAUGAAACACAUGUUCAUCUUGGCCAACUGCAGCUCUCCAAGCAAGAAAUCCAGCACCCAUAUGACCCCAGGGGAGGAUGACCCCCCGGCAACAUCAUCUGACCCAUCCCCCCAGGGCUCAUGGAGGCAGGCUAUCUUUAACAGGGUUGUCACACCCGUUAAACACCUCAGCAAUCCCACACUUGAGGAGUCAUUAAAUGAAGAUGAAGAAGGGCCUCACAAGAAGACGUCGGAGGAGUUACGGGCCUUGUGGAGGAAAGCCAUUCUGGAGACCUUGCUACUCAUACGCAUGGAGAAGGAGAAUAUUGACCUACAGGCCCGCCAAGAUGAGGCUGACCUGAAACGACGUAAACUAGACUAUGCAGAGAUAACCCCAUGUCUCAAGGACGUAACCCGCUCUUGGGAGGAGCUACUAUCCAUGCCAGGUCGUCCGCACACGCUGGUGGAUCAGGAUAAACUAAUUGGCUAUGUGAAACAAGGAGUUCCUCAGAGUAAGCGUGGUGAGGUAUGGUGGUUUCUGGUAGAGCAACAUCGACUUCGAGUCCCUGACCUUCAGGAAAACACGCCUGAGGUCGACUACAACGAGCUGCUGAAACAAUUGACCAAUCACCAACAUGCCAUCCUCAUUGACCUUGGGCGGACAUUCCCGGGUCACCCAUACUUCUCCCUCCAACUGGGCAGUGGUCAAUUGGCCCUGUUUAACCUUCUAAAGGCCUACAGCCUGAUGGACCAUGAAGUCGGAUACUGCCAGGGCCUCAGCUUUGUGGCCGGCAUACUCCUCAUGCAUAUGGAGGAAUUGCAGGCAUUUGAAGCAUGGAAACAUGUCAUGUAUAACCUCGGUCUCCGGAAACAAUACAAGACAAACAUGAUUGCCUUACAGAUCCAGCUAUACCAGUUGACACGUCUGCUCCAUGACAACUACCACGACCUAUACGAACAUUUCGAGGCUCACGACAUCGCCCCCACCCUGUAUGCCGCUCCCUGGUUUCUCACACUGUUUGCCUCACAGUUUCCACUGGGAUUUGUAUCCAGAGUAUUUGAUCUGAUAUUCAUGCAGGGUUCAGAGGUCAUAUUCAAGGUUGCCAUGGUGUUGCUAGGCAACCACAAAGAGCUGAUAUUGCAUUGUGACACGUUUGAGACAAUUGUUGAAUUCAUCAAGACCACGCUGCCGGAGAUGAGCAUGAUACAGAUGGAGAGGGUCAUAAACCAGGUAUUUGACCUUGACCUAAGCCAGCAACUGCAUUCAUACGCGGUCGAAUACCAAGUGUUGAAGGAAGAGAUGAUGUAUUCUCCUGCGCAGGGGGAUUCUGACCAGCUAGCCCGCCUUGAACUUGCAAAUGACGCGCUCACGAAACAAAACAUGGAGCUGAUAGAUAAACUACAACAUGCUCAUAGCCAUGAACGCAGCUUAGAGAUUAUGAUUCACAACUUUCAGACACAGGAAGCAAAGUUGAAAUCUCACAUUCGGACUCUAGAGCUGGAGAGAUCGGCUCUAUUGAACGCUGUGCAGACAUUAAAACAAUUGAUUCCUGAGCAGGACAGGAAUAACUUUGACAUUAACCUUCCCACCCUGACUCCCAGCAUGCCUGUCUCACCAGUGCAUCAUGGGAGAAUAGUGGGGCAUGAUGGGAUAGCAAUCACAGAUACUCUUCCCCAAGGAGGUAGCAUGAAUAGCAAUGAGCAGACGGACAGUUCUAGUGAAAAGGAUAAUUUCUCAAAGUCUGCCAGAUUUAGACCCGAUAGACAAAGUUGAGACAAGCUUUGUAAUGUUGUGAUUUAAUGAUAUAUAGAAUUAGUAUACAAAAUGCAUGUGUCAAUAUUGAAAUAUAAAGUGUAUUAUAGUUAUUUUUAAGAAAAUAAGGAAGGGAACAAAUUUAGUUUGUGUCCGAGUUUUUUGCUUAACGGUAAAAAAUAUUGGAACAAUUCUAAUAAAUUUUUAUUUUUAAUGAUAGUUUUAAAGCUUCGAACAGUAUAUCAAGUAUACCUAUGUAAAUACGAAUAAAAUUGUCGUUAAAUAUACCAUCCAACCCAUUCACAUCUAAUCAUGCAAUUGUUAAACCUCAAUAGUAAUCUCUACUCAGAUUUACUGGUAAUAGCUUUAUUUUUAAUACUAAAACUACUCUUUGUAUUUUCCAGAUACUUUUACUCAUCGAACAAUGCAAUUAAUGGUUCUGUGAUUUUUCUGUGUUCAUUUUAAAUAAAUGAUUCAUUACAAUCAGUAUUUAUUUUUCUAGUGUGUUAUUAAGCUGAUGGUAUUGCUUCUUUAAUAAGCUAAUAAUAUUCUUUGAUAGCUAUAUUAUCUUUUUGCACGAGGCUGUUUGUAACAAUUUCAUGACAACAUACCGUACACCUUCUGUCUGUUUGUCUGUCUUGGAAAUGCUGGAGAAAACUGUUGUUUGAUAGUUUUUUAAAAGUGUAUAUAUUUUUAAUCACUUGUCCAGUAAGCAAAGGGUCUUUUGUUUUCCCUAAACGUUUGACGUCAUAAUCCACGUGAAUGUUAUUAACAUUUCCACAUCAAACAAAUAUUCUCAUUCUUCAAUUUGGGACCAGUUUAUAAACAUAAUGAUGCGAGUUGAAGGGACCUUCUUACAACAAAAGUACCCGAGAUUAACUAUGAAUGAAUCAUUUUUAUGGAGUUUUUUUUAUUAUAUAUUAAAUUUGUAAAAUUUAUGAAUGUUGAUUUCUUGCAGUACAAAUUAAAAAAAAUGAAACAAAAACACUUUUAAACAGUGCCUGCAUAUUAAUUUUCUGUUAUGAUAUUAUUAUCAGGAGAUUUCUUCUCUUUUCCUGGACAAUUUAAGAAAUUAAUGACAGUUUUAUAAGUAAAUGAAAGGGUAAGAAAAUGAGAAAAAAAGUAAAUAAAAGGGAAUCUGUCUCAAUAAAUGGCUCAAGUAUAGUAAAAAAAUAAAUAUGAAUAAAAAAAUGGCUCAAAUAUAGUAAAACAAGGAAUAUGAAUACAAUAAAUGGCUCAAGGAUAGUUUAACUAGAAGUAUGAAAACAAUAAAUGGCUCAAGGAUAGUUAAACUUUAAAACUUUUUAAAACUUAUGAUUGAUAUAUUAAUACAAGAAAGACAUUAUAGUUAAGUUUAUUUUUGGUCAUCUUAACCUUUGCCCGGCCUGCUGACUUGAUUGAUUAGAAGCCAAAAAUAAACUGCUAACUUUCUGAGCUUUGAACGCCAAAUGCCUCUAUACUUGCCAGUUUGCUUGCACAAGCUUCUUUAUAACGUAAUUAAACCAAUCAAUGUCUAAAUGGAGAUUUGGUGGUUGUAAUCUGCUUAGACUUUUGAUGGCUGGUUUCGUUGGAGCUCUUCUUAUUGAUUUAAUGUGAAUCUGUCGGACGAUCUCAUUGGCUGAAGCAUGAGCCUGAUCACUGAAUCAGAUAUCAUAUAAUUGUAUGUACAUCAACAAGUUAGAUGUUUUAUAUGUUACAUAAACUUAAUGACUUUCUAAUAAAGAUCACAUUUUGUUAAACAUAUUUUUGUGGUAAGAAGUAAGUUGUAUUUAUUAUUUUUAUCAGAGUGUAUUUGAUCUAAAAUAUUGAAAAGGGCAUUAUAACGCUUAUAUAAGAUAGUAGCUGCGCUGCAUUAAUUUUAACAAUGAAAGUAUUGCAUUAUUAAUGCAGCUUUAUAGUGUUAGAUAUUGUAUUAUUUUUAUAUGUCUAAUACAUGGGGGAUGGAUAUGUCAUCUAUUGAUACUGAUGCUGGAUGUUUUUAUAAUUGGAUUAUUUUGCAAAGAAAUAUUUUUGCUACAGACAUUUUUAUUACGAUUUACCCAUGUAAUGUCACCCAAGAGCUUCACGCAUUUUGUGCCGUCUUUAAAAGAAUAAAAAUGUUCAUCUUUCAGUUAACGGCAACAUUAUUUUAUACCCGCCAGUGUUUCGGAGAAAAUGCAAGAUGUUGUCAAAGUGAUGGUUUCAUGGCAGUGUCAUAGGCGUCGUAUGUGUGCGGAAACUUCAAUCUUGGCCAUGGCUCAAAUAAUGAUAUUUAUUUGAAACUUCAUACACGUGUUGCCAUUGAACAACAAAACCAACAACUCUAGCUUUAAUGAUUGAGUUAUGCCAUUGUUUUACAGAAAAGAAAACAAAACUAACAGAGGAGCGUUUGCGCUCACUUAGUGGCACUCUUGUUUUCAUUUUUAUAUGCCAACAUCCUAAACAUUUGUCUCCAGAAAAAUACAACAUAUAAAUAAGUUUGAACUUGCAUGUUUUACAAGGAGAGUGGGUUAAUUUAUAGCAACAUCAUACGUAUCCCAUUCAUUGGUAAAGGUGUUAUAAUGGUUGUACAUUGUGGUUAGAAAACUAAAGGAAAUCAGCUUGACCAGCUUCAUAUCCAAAUCAACGAAACUAUCCUUUAAGUUCUGUUUCUCGUAGUUACAUUUUGUAUUUCCUAAAUGUAUGUUGUAUGAUCAAUAACUUAAGAAUCAUUUGUUCAAUUAUCACCAGAUUUGGUCAGAAUGUGGGCUAAAUAUCUUGAACAAGUUCGAUAAUCAGUCAUAUUGCUAGAGACACUCGAGAACUUUCGAAGCUUUUGUCCAAUCAUCACCAAAUUCGGUCAGAAUAUGUAUAGGCAUUAUAUCUUCGACAAGCAUGAUUACCAGCAAUGUAGCCUCAGUCAAUCAGCAGUUAUGACCCUUGAAUUGGCAAAAACUAUUUACAGUGUCCACUCAUAAUUAUUGUACAAUGUACGUAGGGAUGUCUAACACUAACGUACAACCUCUUAUCACCAAACUUGGUGUCUAAAAAUAGUUUAGUUUAUACUUAUAUAUUUAACAACGAUUGUGAAACAAGUUAUUACAUCAUUAUAUUAAUCUAUCUCGUUGGCACGAUUUUACGCGAGAGUGUGGUCAGGUGUUGUGGGGAAAUCCGGAAUACCCGGAGGAAUCCCACUUGUCUAACUGGGUGACAGCAAACCAAACUCACAUGCGCCCAGGCCGGGAAUCAAACCCAGGUCGCCUAGGUGAGAAGCGAGUGGGCUAACCGGACAACCUCUUAAAAAUAAGAUGGUAGUAUGAAGCUCUUGUUGAUAUACAAUUAUUGUUACUUGUUUAAUAGAUUCUUUAUUGAAUGCCCCCUCGUGUUCACAGGGGCCAGAAACAAUUUUUUUUUUAUUUAAGCCUAUAUGUAUAUAUAUAGAAUAUAUAUAUAUAUAUAUACAUGUAAGAAAAUAAUUUGUUUCUGCCCCCUGUGCUGGUGUUAUAUCCUAUAUGUAUAGUGUUCUUCCAUAACCAUGCCAUGUGUGUAACAGUAAGUCUUUCAUAGUUACAGAUUAUUUUACAUGUUAUAUGCACGUGUUAUGCUUUUCUGUCCAGUCUUGUAUUUUUAUCAUUCAUGGUUGUAUGUGAGAUUGAUCGUCUAAAAGUUAGUUUAAUCUUAUGGAAUGGUUUUAUGAGCUUAUGUGUUUACAGUGUAACCAGUUUAUAUACAUAUAUAUUCAUAAAGCAUCUUUAGUUAUUUCCUAACUUAAGUUAUUUUCCUGAUUUAAGUAACUCAGUGGUAACUCAAAAAUUCUGAAAUACUUUUUUAUUGAUCUUAUUGAAAAACACACUUUAACGUUAAAAAAUAUAUUAUUGAAACACUUUUUAAUAUUUCUUUUAAUUUGACUAUGACAAUUUGAAAAAAGAAGCAAAGUUAUGAAAUGAAAAAAAUCCUCUAUAAAUAUGUGAUGUACAUUAAUAUGAAGUUUUAAUUCCUGGUGACCCAAAUUUAUUUUGUUGAAAGGGUUUAAUGUGUACGGUAUAGAAACAAUAUGUCAAUGUUAUACUGAUGCAAAUUUUGCAAACACCCAUUUCCACCUUGUGAGGUUGAAAAUUGCAUUCCACCUUAUGAGGUUGAACAAUUGGUUUAUUCACUUCUGAUUUCAGUUGAAAAAAAGAACAAAUACUGCUGUAAUUUUAUUCAAAUUGUAUUUUCGGUCGUAUAUUUAUCAUAUAUAGGGAUGAUAAUCUCAGUAAACCUUUUUUCAUCUAUCAAAAUAAAAUUUAAGUAUGUAUUUUGGCUUAUUGAAAUAAGCUAAACCUGUUAACCUUUGGGAGUUUCGAGAAAUUGAGGCCAGAUAUUGCAAUAAGAUUUGUGUAGAUUUCAUUCAUAAACUAUACAAGACAUUUCUUAUAAAAUUUAUUGAAAAAAUAUAUUCCAAGUUUUAAUGCUAUAACUGUUAUAACAGCUUCUCUGAUUUCUUGGCAACUUAACAUUGCAGUUAAUGUUUUUAUUCAAUCGGAUAACUAAAUCUGUCAUUAUCAUAUACGACAACAGUCCUGAAUCACUUCCUCAUACAAGGUGAAAUGUAAUUAUUACGGUUGAAAAUAAUAUUAUCACAAUUGCCCUUUGAGUUUGUUUGUGUAAUAUUUGUUUUUUUAUUAUUCUAUAUAUCCUUUAUCUGUCCAAAUGGUUAUAUAUCUGUACUAGUAUUUUUUCCUUCAGUCAGUUAUCAGUAAGAGCAUAUUGUGCAUUUAUUGCCAAAAAGAAGUAUUUCUAACAAUAACCUUGCUUGGAGUCUUGUUUGGCAAUUAAAUGUCACUCAAGCUCGCAUUGAAAUUAUCGACUCUUGAUUGUGUUCAUUCUUUUCAAAUUUCGUCCAUUUUCAUAUCUCCGCAUUUUGUUUUAUAUAUUUUUGUUUAUAAACAUAUUUGUGAACUGUUUGCUCAUGAAGUGGAAUACACACAUGAUAAAUUGACAUGUGUGGUGAAUAUACUCUGAUCAUCUGGCUUAAGACUCAAGUUAGUGUGCAUGGCUGUUAAAUCUACAUGUGAAUGAUAUGGUCUAAAAUGCUUCACAUUUUGUGAUGGCCAGAUGACAAAUUAUCUUCCGUUUGAUAAGUUAUUGAAACUUGAUAGUUUUUUUUAGCCCCUGAACAACAAGUUUAUUAAGUGCAAUAAGUUAUUGAAACUUGAUUGUUUUUCUAGCCUCUGAACAACAUUGUUUUGAAGUGCAAAAUUUUAAUUUUGAUAAUUAAAUCACCAUUUAUUUUCCAGUCUAUAUUUCUUUUGAAAAAGCAUAUCUUUAUAUCACUCAACAAGUUUAAUUCUCACUGUAACAUAGGAUAGACCUUUUUGUUACGCUAAUAUUGUCAUAAUGUUGAAAAUGCAAUUUGUUUCACUAAACUAGCUUUAAACAGUACAUUAAGGUUCUCAUAUAUUACAAUAAUGUUUUACAUACAAUUAUGCGUUUGUUUUACAUAUUAAAGUAUAAUUCUUAUGUUUACCAUAGUCACUUUGAACAAAGUCUGUAUGAGAAGACUGUACAUGUUCUAAGACAAAAUGUGUCUUUUCUUCAACUAAACAAUUAUGUAAGAUGGUUAUAAUGGUGUUAGUUAAUUUUCAGCUUGUUCAAUGCUAAGAUUCAUGGUGGAUUGGGAAUAAGUAAAUUUUACCACGUUAUACUCAUUUUAUGUAUACAUUAAAUGUGCUUAUUAAUACUGAUUUGUCUUGUGCAUUGUGUGAACAUUUCUAUUAUUACAAUGUUGAACUACAUCAGCUGAUAGAUAAAACAAUAAACUAUAAACACUG
Molecule: messenger RNA, 10282 nt
Organism: Mya arenaria
Lineage: Eukaryota; Metazoa; Mollusca; Bivalvia; Myida; Myidae
Product: TBC1 domain family member 1-like
Exons: 18
Coding region: 306-4532 (1408 amino acids)
Source: RefSeq, a predicted model, not a curated record